AUGUGGAAGGAACGAUCCUGGCGCCUCCCUUGGUCAAGGCACAACAGCGCCUCAGGCUUCAAUAUUCCAGAUGAGCCCUUCCCAGACGGCGUGGAAAUUCUGCACGACUGCCACGACGCCAACGUCGACAUUUGCUUUGUGCAUGGUUUAAGUGGCAAUCGAAUUGGAACCUGGACAGCCAAAGGACACACCGCACCAUGGCCGGAGACGCUGCUGCCAUUGAAACUCCAAAAGGCUCGUAUACUUACGUACGGGUAUGAUGCAUACAUUGCGCAGAAAUCAGUCGCAUCGACAAACGGCCUAAGCGACCAUGCUAAGAAUCUCUUGACCGACCUAACGGCCAACAGGGCUGAGUCCAAUGCAACUUCUCGGCCGCUCAUCUUUGUUGCCCAUAGUCUCGGCGGACUCGUCUGCAAGGAGGCUGUUCUGCUCUCCCGUAACAACCCUGAACCCCAUCUACAGAGCAUUUUCGAUUGCAUCAAGGGAAUAAUAUUCAUGGGCACGCCACACCAGGGGUCUUGGAUGGCUCGCUGGGGAAAGAUACCCGCUUCAGCGCUUGGGGUUGUAAAGUCUACAAACAUAUCCUUAUUAAAGACUCUACAAACCGACGACAACUACCUCCAAUCAGUUCAAGAUCGGUUUCUGUCCAUGAUACGAGAACAGCAGAGAGCUGGCCGUGAAUUUGACAUCACAUGCUUCUUUGAAGAGCUCCCCUUGACUGGCUUCAGGCAAGUCGUCUCUAAAAAAUCAGCAACUCUUGGGGGCUAUAACCCCAUUAGCGUUCACGGCAAUCACAGCAACAUGGUUAAGUUUGGCUCUCAAGACGACAACGGCUUCAAAAGGGUGUAUGGCGAAUUGCAGAGAUGGGAGUUGGAGAUAGUACAAUCGGCCAUCCGUGAACCAUCAGCGUCAGUGAAAGGCGCCGAGGUCGAAUCACCAGCCGGCUCAUCUUUCAACAACUAUGGCUCUGGCGACAUGCUCAACGCCCCUGGAGGAAGCGUGACCAAGAACAAUUUCGAUGGGGCUUCUUUCCGUGAAUCUGUGACUUUCGGCUGCGGUUCGACCUGA
This is a messenger RNA of Pochonia chlamydosporia 170, 1068 nucleotides long. RefSeq names its product SesB. The transcript has a single exon. The record is from RefSeq and is a predicted model, not a curated record. NCBI's taxonomy places the organism in Eukaryota, Fungi, Ascomycota, Sordariomycetes, Hypocreales, Clavicipitaceae. The coding region runs from base 1 to 1068 and encodes 355 amino acids.